GUCUUCCGUUAGAAGCUGAUAUAAAAAUCGAGUUUGGAGUAAGAAAAGGAAGUGUAUCAUUAGAAAAAUGUUGUUGUUGAGAAUCGUUGCUUUUGUUUGUGCAAUAAAAUGCACUAUCGGGCUUCGAUAUAUUAAAGUCGUAAACAAUAAUAAUUUUCCAAUUUGGAUCGAAUCAUUUUCAAACAAUGGACAGCCUCCAUUGAGAAAUAAUGAAGCUGUUUUAAUCAAUCCAAGCCAAGCAGAAAUAUUUAACAUUGAAGACUCAGGCUGGGCUGGACGACUGUGGGCCAAAUUUGGGUGCGAUGGCGACGGUACAAAUUGUGAAAUAGGUCAAUCAGUCGCUCCAUGUCCAUCAAACGGAUGCCAACCGCCAUCUGAUACCAAAGUUGAAUUCUUCUUCCCACCAAUUGGUGACCCAAAGGAUGCAUAUUAUGACAUCAGUUUGGUGGAUGGAUACUCUUUGGCCAGUGAAAUUAUACCAUACCAAAAUAAUCAACCAUUCCAAAAUGGCGCUUGUGCUCGAACUAACUGUCAACUCCAAUUGAACAGCUGUCCAACCAACGAAAUAAGUGGUUUGGCCGAUUUGACUGUAAAAGGUAAAAACAAUAAUAUAGUAUCCUGCUUGGCACCGUGUAAAAAAUGGAAUUAUCCGGCUCCUUACGGCAAUGCUAGAAAUGAACAAGAAGGGGAUGGACGCAUGCUUUGCUGCCCCGAAGGUGUUUUGCCAGAAGAUUGUAGAAAAGGACUUGUUACUCAAACUGAAUAUGUAAAACUUCUUCGUAACACUUGCCCGUCCGCAUACAGUUAUUCAUAUGAUGACGAAGGUGGACUACACAAUUGUCCAUCUGACACAAGUUAUGUUGUUAAUUUUUAUUCAACACCCGGCGCAAGUGGCGUUGGAUCAGUACCACACGAGGUAUCGUGUAUAAGCGCAGGUAAAUUACAAACGCCUAUAGGUAAAUUACUCUCGUUUUUACCACAAAAAGCAUCAGGCGGAGCUUCUAAAGCUGGAUCGGUCAAGCCACCAAAAAAGGCAUCAGACGGAGCUUCAAAAAAAGCUGGAUCAGUUUCGUCGGCACCAAAAAAGACAACAGGCAGUACGCGCUUAUAUCCGGACGAAUCUUAUUACGUAGAUGAACCCUAUCUCUUUGGUAUGCUUUCAAAAAAGAAGCUAAUGAAACCAAAUGACCAUGUUGUAAUGGCUGCCUUGCCUUUUACUGAUCCAACAACUGCAAUAGAAUCACAUAAAAAAGGUUCAAAAGCUAUGGUAGGUUUUGCUGCGGUCGCUAAAACUACUGGCGGUCAGGCAGGUAAAAUGAUUCAAAUAAAUAACUUGGCUGAUCUCAUCAAGUACGUCAACGACAGCGUUCCUCGGGUGUUGAUGAUCAAUAAAGACAUAAAAGCACCAAAACUUACCAAGGUUCUCAUGGGGUCGGAUAAAACUAUCAUCGGUUCGCCAAAAAACGUUAGGCUGUAUAAUAUUUAUCUCAGUGCCACCAAAAAGUCGAAAAAUAUCAUUUUUCAAAACUUGAUUUUUGAACAUUCGCCAAUCAACAAUGGCAAUGAUGAUAUUCAGUUAUAUCUGAACUAUGGUAAAGGAUAUUGGAUCGAUCAUUGCUCAUUCGUUGGGCAUGCAUGGUCUCUUGAUGAUGGCAGUAACGAUAAACUCCUUUAUAUUGGCGAAAAAGCUAGCCACGCUACUAUAAGUAAUUGUUUCUUCGGAAACCAUAAAUACGGGCCGACCUUUGGGUAUCUGGAGGAUAAUCUUAAAGUACAGGGUAAUGCUGAUACACAUGUAACCAUCUAUGAUAAUCAUUUUGAAAACGUGGAAAUUGGAGCACCCGGACAAAUGAGAUAUGGGCACUACCAUGUAUACAAUAACUAUAUUAACAAUUGUCAGGUGGGAUUUAAAGUUUCAAAGAACGCCGUAGUCGUUUCUGAAUAUAACUAUUUUAGUGUUAACACAAAAAAUAAUGGCAAUGGCAUGUUGGAUGAUAGAAAAGAUGGAAAGUUUAGUGAUACCGGUAGUGUCCCGACCAUACAUCAAAAAUGCCCGAAGUCUAAUUGGAGGGCAUCAAGCGCCUAUAAGUACAAAGCAGUUGAAAGGGCAAACCCUGGAAAAUUUCCUUUGGACAAAUUUCAACCAACAGAAGAAUUAGGUAUAUACGGAUACGGUAGACCUACACAGGGAUCCACACUGCCUCUACCAUCCAUGCAAUAUCCAGCUAUGGUUUCACCUUCCGCGCAAUCAUUGAAUCUUCCAAGUUCGCCAAGUUUACACUGAACAUUUUUAUAAGAAAUAUGAGCUUUUUAGAAUAAUAGAUCUACAUUAAAUAAUCUUCCAUAAAAAGGGCAUUAAAAUAGGUUGAACAAAAAUAAGGAGUAAAAUAUUAUGCUCUCUUUUCUGUUUGUUCUCUUUUGCGUGUUGCUGAAGAUGACAAAUAAAUUUUGUCGAAAUGCAUACAAAAGUUUUUUAGAAAUUCAUCAAAUAAAUUUCUUCAUAUUGUGAACUCAA
Contarinia nasturtii (swede midge) is the source of this 2515-nucleotide messenger RNA. RefSeq lists its product as uncharacterized. The transcript is spliced from 7 exons. Bases 68 to 2284 code for a protein of 738 amino acids. NCBI's taxonomy places the organism in Eukaryota, Metazoa, Arthropoda, Insecta, Diptera, Cecidomyiidae. The record is from RefSeq and is a predicted model, not a curated record.